GAGGAGGGGGCUGUCAAUCCGCGGCCGAGCAAGCCCCACUCUCCGGCAAGCUGCUCCCAAGGUCUGAUUCUGGAGCUGUGGCCGGUUGCAAUGGGAAGCGGCGUCGGAGGGAACAAAGUUUGCAACACUUGGGCACUUGGCUGCUCGCGUCCUUGAUGCCCGUGGCAGGAGCCGGUGCCUAAAAGCAGCGGGCAGCCAGGCGGCUGGCACGCCUUGCUGGUCUGCUGUCGGCACUGCUAUCGCAAAGUUUCAGCUAUUUUAAUGUACUAAAAUCCAGGAUUUUAAUUAUCAGCCCUCCCCGCCCCCACCUCUCCUUCUAGGAUUUUUGGAGCUAUAUGGAGGGAUCUCAGGAUGGUGUGCACCAGGAAAACCAAAACUUUAGUGUCCACUUGCGUGAUUUUGAGUGGAAUGACUAACAUCGUCUGCCUGCUGUACGUGGGCUGGGUCACCAACUACAUUGCCAGUGUUUAUGUGAAAGUGCAGGAGCCGAUCUCGGAAAAAAAGUUAGAGGAAGACAAAGGGGACACUUUAAGGAUUAUAGAAAGGCUGGACCAUUUGGAAAAUGUCAUCAAGCAGCACAUCCAAGAAGCUCCACCAAAACUGGAAGAAAAUCCUGCUGAAGCGUUCACUGAUUCAUCUCUCUUUGCUCACUGGGGCCAGGAUCUCAGUCCUGAAAAUAGACGUAUCGCACUUAAACAAUUCCAGUAUUAUGGCUACAAUGCUUACCUGAGCGAUCGCUUGCCACUGGACAGGCCCUUGCCUGACCUUAGGCCUAAUGGGUGCAGAAACCUUACAUUUCCUGACAGGCUUCCUGAGGUCAGCAUUGUAUUCAUAUUUGUCAAUGAAGCGCUCUCUGUGAUUCUGCGCUCCAUUCAUUCAGCCAUUGACCGGACUCCUGCUCACCUGCUCAAAGAGAUUAUUUUAGUUGAUGAUAACAGUAGUAAUGAAGAACUUAAGGAGAAACUGAAGAAGUAUGUUGAUGAAGUGAACGCCCGUAAGCCUGGUUUCAUCAAGGUUGUUCGACACAGCAAACAAGAGGGGCUGAUUCGAUCUCGAGUUAGUGGAUGGAGAGUAGCCACAGCACCAGUAGUUGCUCUCUUUGAUGCUCAUGUGGAAUUCAAUGUGGGAUGGGCUGAACCAGUGCUCACUAGGAUAAAAGAAGACAGGAAGAGAGUCAUUUCUCCAUCAUUUGAUAACAUUAAGUAUGAUAAUUUUGAAAUAGAGGAGUAUCCCCUCUCAGCGCAGGGGUUUGACUGGGAGCUGUGGUGCCGAUAUCUGAACCCUCCUAAGUCAUGGUGGAAACUGGAGAACACAACUGCUCCAAUAAGAAGUCCUGCAUUGAUUGGAUGCUUCAUAGUAGAUAGAGAAUAUUUCCAAGAGAUUGGCUUACUGGAUGAAGGCAUGGAAGUAUACGGAGGAGAAAAUGUGGAGCUCGGAAUCAGGGUAUGGCAAUGUGGAGGAAGUGUUGAGGUUCUACCUUGCUCCAGGAUUGCCCACAUUGAAAGAGCACAUAAACCAUACACAGAAGACCUAACUGCUCAUGUCCGGAGAAAUGCGCUAAGGGUGGCUGAAGUCUGGAUGGAUGAAUUUAAGAGCCAUGUCUAUAUGGCAUGGAACAUACCCCAGGAGGACUCUGGAAUUGAUAUUGGUGAUAUUUCUGAGAGGAAGGCCUUGAGGAAAAAGCUCCAGUGCAAGACCUUUAGGUGGUAUCUUGUCAGCGUGUAUCCAGAAAUGAGAAUGUAUUCAGAUACUGUCGCCUAUGGGGUGCUGCAGAAUUCCCUGAAAAGUGAUUUGUGCCUUGAUCAAGGGCCAGACACGGAGAAUAUCCCAAUCAUGUAUAUCUGCCAUGGAAUGACACCACAGAAUGUUUAUUACACAAGCAGUCAGCAGCUCCAUGUGGGUGUUCUGAGUCCCACUAUCGACGAUGAUGACAACAGAUGCCUGGUGGAUGUGAACAGCAGGCCCAGGCUCAUUGAAUGCAAUUAUGCCAAAGCCAAGAGAAUGAAGCUUUACUGGCAGUUUACUCAGAUUAAGCCAGUAAUUCUCUACUACACAAGUCCGACUCUCAGACUUCUGUGCGAAUUACUCUACUCUGUAUAUCUUGGAAGAAACUUCCCUGACACUAAUGUGUACAAGUUAUCUAUUAUCUUUAUUGGACAGGAGAGAGGGUGAAAGAACCAACUGAAACAAGAAUUAAUGGAAAAAAGUGUCAUUUAUGUCACCUACAUGAUGAUUUAAUUGUAAUUUAGGUCUAUAGUUAACUGUGUGAUAGCCCCAGUGAUUUAAGGUUUGCUGCAAUUCAACAACGAAGGUAGGGCUUUAAUAUGGCAGUAUUAAGCUGAGAAUUGAACAGACUCAAUACUGAGGGUUACCAACAUAAGAUUAUAAAAGACAGUUCAUUUCAGAAUUCAAAGAAUAAAUGAUUUUUUGCAUUUUAUCCUACAUACAGGACACCCCUGCCCCAGGCAGUGGUCCUCUUUUGCCUUUUUUUGAUGUUUCAGAGGUACAGCAGAGCCACUAAGCUAGGUAACUGAAGUAAACAGGAAAGCUUUUGGCUCAUGAUAAGCAUGGCUAGAAACGCAGCUCGAUUCUAGAAACCCCAUUUACUGAAAUAGUAACCAGGAAUUGAGGCUAUUCCAAACUGCAUCAGAGAUUAAACCAGCUAGUGACAAAGGGAACCUUCACUCCAAACCCAACCUAGUGCUUAUCUUGUCUCUAACUGAAACGUUUUUCACAGUAGCAGUGCAUUUAGUAGAUGGACAUUGGAAUGUUCUCUAAUCUAUAUUAUCACACAGUAGCAAUGCAACAAGUUCACAAUGUUUAAUCCAAACACUUCUUUUUUUCCCCAUCU
This is a messenger RNA of Harpia harpyja (harpy eagle), 2851 nucleotides long. It is a transcript of the gene GALNT18, whose product is annotated as polypeptide N-acetylgalactosaminyltransferase 18. The transcript has 12 exons. Lineage: Eukaryota; Metazoa; Chordata; Aves; Accipitriformes; Accipitridae. Gene Ontology annotation, cellular component: Golgi apparatus. Bases 352 to 2172 code for a protein of 606 amino acids. The record is from RefSeq and is a predicted model, not a curated record.